UUAUAUCUAAAAAUAUCUUUGUUUAGAUACAAGAAGCAUUAGUUUUGUAACACAAGUAUUUGAUAUUUUUCUUCUAAUUGAGUGUUAGCCUCGGUCAUUUCUUUAAGGUCUAAAGUUGCCAUGUAAUUAAUAAAGUCACACGUUUCCUUCUUCAAUGCCAAGACUCAAGAAGAUCCAAUAGCUGGUGGCCCACUUGGACGUUAAGUUAGCCCAAUUUUAUUUGUCUUUAGUAAUAAAUAGCUACGUUUCUCUUAGGUCUUUUGUUAAUUGGUUUCUCUAGGUCUUACUUAAUAUACAAGUUUUAACAUAUCUCUUUCUUCGUUUGAUCUGCAAUCAUGAAUUCAAGUUCCAUAACGAAUGAUCUCAUCCUGGAGAUAUUGUCGAGAUUGCCUUUAAAGUCAGUCGCGAGGUUUCGUUGCGUGUCGAAGCGAUGGGCAUCAAAUCUUGGUAGUCCAUAUUUCAAGGAGUUGUUCCUGACCAGGUCCUUGGCUAAGCCACGCCUCUUAUUUGCCAUCGCAGAAAAAAGCAACAAAGAAGAAGAAGAAGAAGAUUGUGUGUGGAGCUUCUUCACGUCGCCUCAGCUUGAGAAUUCAUAUGAGAAAUCCUCGUCGACUCUUGUAGCUGCCGCUGAAUUUUAUGUGAGAUUCUCUCCAGACAAUCUAUGGAUCAGUCAUUUUUAUGACCUAAAAUAUUUUUCAAUUGGCUACGCCGCUGGCUUGCUCUAUUUAUAUGGUAAUAGAUACCAGGCUAGACCUGUGAUAUGUAACCCCAUCACAGGACGGUAUGCGAUCUGACCUAAUCGGUAUACUUACAGAAAGGCGUAUAGCUUUUUCGGGUUUGACCCGAUUGACAAGUAAUACAAGGUAUUGUCCAUGGUUUAUCCAUCUGGUCCUGGUGAUAGUAAAAUUCUUACAUUUGGAGAUGGAGAUUUGAGGUGGAGAGAGAUAAAAUGUCCCGUACGAUAUGAUCGACAUGAUAUUAUGAGUGAAGGGAUAUGCAUCAAUGGAGUUUUGUAUUACUUAGGCAGCCCGAAUGAUGAAAUAUCUGAUUAUGUGAUAGUUUGCUUUGAUGUUAGGUCUGAGAAAUUCACCUUUAUUGACGUAGAAAGGUUUUGUCGAUUGAUCAACUAUAAGGGAAAAUUAGCUGUGAUUUAUUGGGAGGAUGAUGUCGACAUUUAUGAGCUUUAUUAUCAGGAGGGUAUAGAUGUCGACAAAUAUGUGGAGGAGAAUCUAGAAGCUGAUGCCAUUAAUGAGUUGCGUUUGUGGAUUCUAGAGGAUGUUGAGAAACAAGAAUGGUCGAAAUAUGCCUAUACUUGGACCGAUGAUAAAUUCUUCCGUCGUCUCGUUUCCAUUGGUGGAGUGACUGCCUCGGGUGAGGUAGUGUUUUCGAUGCGCAAGUAUACAACAAAACAACCGUUUUAUGUUUUUUACUUCAAUCUCGAAAGGAACACUCUCCAACGUGUUGAAAUCAAAGGUUUUGGUGAAGCGUUUAAGGAAAAUUGUAGAGUUUGCACCUUUGUAAACCACGCAGAGGAUCUUAAUGUUAACGAUUUAAAACAACUCAAGUCAGUCCAUCCUCCAUUGGUGGAUAAAUAAGAUUCAGAAUCAGACUAGAAGGGACAAGGAGAUGAAGGAUAAAGACGAUCAUUGGAGUUAGGUGAAAGCAAUGGGCAUGUCAUUUUGUGCUCUUACCUAUGCGUUUUUUUUUUAAAUCAACAUUAUCUAUUGUACUGUUUUUUUUUCUCUCUUGAACGAGCUUUAUACAUCUAUCCUUCAUUUUGUUUGGUCUCAAGAACAAGGUUUUGCAGUUUCUCUUAGUUCUAUGUCUGAAUCUGAGUAUCUAUGCUUUAAUUUUCAACAUUGUUUCUUCUGGAUGAUAUCUAUCCCCUGUUCUGUUUCAACAUCUUGUUGUAUUUGUCGUUUUUGUGUGAGGGGACUAAUUUAUUUCAUGAUGACACUUUGGACUCCAAUACUUAAAUGGGAUCUGUAUUUGUAAAAAUGUUCACCUUCAAUUCUACCAUCAUGCAAUUUCUUGUUAGCUUAGUUUUGAAAGGUUGAAACUUUUGGUUCUCUGUAACAAUGGGUCUUGUAAGCUGUCUUUGAAAGAUGGAACAUUCUCGUUAACAGUCUAUAUGGGUCUUAGGCUUUGUUGCUUCUCUAAGUUUUUUGUUUGAACUUGAGGAUCUAUGCUUUUAGAUGAGAUCUGUCCCCUGUUCUUCUUCAACAUCUUGUUGAUUUUGUCAAUUGUGUCUAAUAUAUGAUAGACAUGGAGUCUACUAUUCAGGCUUUUGUUAACACAGUUAUUUUAAUAACAUAAAAACAGGUAGGUGAUGACUUGGACGGACACAAUUGUAUAGCAACAUAACAAUUAUGAUAUCAGAUGAUAACCCCAAAAAUACGAAUGGGUUUCUUAUAAACGUCAUCCUAAGAAAAGAUUGGUGAUAUCAAAUCAGACAUGUCAAACGUGAGCUUUCUUGAGUUGCAGUACAAGCUCUCCAAGAACAAGAUGUUGAGGAAGCCUUCAAGGAUUGAGAGCUGUUGAUGCAGAUAGUGAUGGAUUGGUUAAUAUGGAAGAGUUCAUGAGAAUGUUGUCUUCGAACAGUGGCUGAACAGAUCUCUCUCUGUUAUUGUAAUCUCUCAACGGGCUUGACAACCUGUUUCUUCCAAAGGUUAGCUCAUGAAUCUCGCUCUGUGAGUUUGAAUGCUCAUGUGGUUUGCAGUUUUGUUUCAGUUAAUUGGAUAUGUGAUAUGGGAGCUAUGGAGAAAGAAGUGCUAUGAUGAGUCCGAGACAGUUAAUUGGAUAACCAAAUGUCACAAGCUCGUUGAAAAAGAAUGGUGGAUGCGCAAUCUCGUGACUUGUAUUUGUAGACAAUCUUUUUGGUAAGAAUUUUAUAGCCUUGUUUCUCCACUUUCCUUGAUAAAUAUUAGAUAUACAAACAUUCUUAACAGGUUACUAGUUUUUAGUAUUCUUGUGCCACCGUAUCAUUCAACAAACUUGUGUGAAUCAACGAAAGAAGAAACGAUCCAUUACGACAGAUCCUCAAAAGAAUAUUUAUACUAAUGGUAAAAAAGUAGCAAACCCAAAAAA
This is a messenger RNA of Arabidopsis lyrata subsp. lyrata, 3087 nucleotides long. Its product is annotated as F-box protein At2g15640. The record is from RefSeq and is a predicted model, not a curated record. Lineage: Eukaryota; Viridiplantae; Streptophyta; Magnoliopsida; Brassicales; Brassicaceae. Gene Ontology annotation, molecular function: protein binding. The transcript has a single exon.